AUGACAGGCCAUUCUGCAGUAAAGUAUGAAGCCCAGAUUGCCGACAUUCAACACGAUAUUGAAAAUGCCAAAAAGGCAAUGGCAAAUUUAACCAAAGAACAAGUUGGGAAAAAGCAAGUUCAGCUUUCCAAAUCUUAUGAACAGUCGCUACAAAAGCUGAAAGAAGACUACGAUCGGUUACGACAAGUACGCCUGCAGCAGGGUCAAAACUAUACCCAGUUUGACCAAUCUCGGUCCACGGCACGUAAAGAACGUCAAAAAGAUAUACGCGAGCGUCAAAAAGAAUUCGAUGCUCAAUUAGACCAGCAAUAUCACAAAGAUCGCUUAAAGUGGAAGGAACCGACGAUUGACAAGUCAACAGCUUAUGAGCGUUUGUUGCGAGCACUAAGGCACAUUAACCUGCAAGACAUCCAAAACGACCUUUCAGAUACCGAGAAUUUAGCAGAUCAAGAGGCUGUCCGAAUCAUCGGUUCGGCAGAGGAAGAGGAUGGGCUCGACACGUCAGUGAUCAUCAUCCCCACGGGAAUAUUGGAACUCUUCUGGACGGUAGACAUCCCUGCUCCCGCUCAUGUUUCCGAAUUGGCCUCGACCAUUGAACUGAUUGAAAAACGAUACACUUCAGAAAAGUUCCAUAAAUGA
This is a messenger RNA of Radiomyces spectabilis, 639 nucleotides long. RefSeq lists its product as uncharacterized. The coding region runs from base 1 to 639 and encodes 212 amino acids. The transcript has 3 exons. The record is from RefSeq and is a predicted model, not a curated record. NCBI's taxonomy places the organism in Eukaryota, Fungi, Mucoromycota, Mucoromycetes, Mucorales, Radiomycetaceae.